GUCCAUUUACCAUCGUGCAUUUAAGCGAGAUAGCUGUCACGAAAUUUAAUUUCUGUCGUCAAAACAAAUGAAAUAAAAGAAUGUGUGAAAUUACAUUAUUAUCGUAGUUUUGUCCGGAACAUAAAAAAAUAACAGUUUAUCAUAUACAUUUAUUUACGAUACAAUGGGAAGCCUUGAAGAAGCGUGUAUCACCGGUUUCCUGUGUCGCCUUUGCUCGCAAAUUCAUAGAUCAGUCAUUUUUAUCUACGGAGCAGAAGGGAACGAGCACGAACUGGAACAAAAAAUAAAUAAUUAUCUUCCUGUUAAAAUUGCACCAACUGACCCACUUCCAAAAACAGUAUGCGAAAUAUGCAUGAACAAGGUUAUCGAACACCAUGGAAUGAUGGAGAAAAUAUUAGAAACACAAAAGAAAUUCACCAGGAUGCGAGAAGAAGAGAUGCUCCUUCGACAACAACUGAACAGAAAUACCACCUCUCAGCAAAACAGUCAAAAUACGUCCACAAGCACCAACGGUAGAAAUGCCCAUUCUGACAAUGCAGCAUCAACUGCAUUUCAACUAGCGACAUCUGCACCUCCGACAUCAGUCGGGACAACUAGUAGUGAUAUAAGAUCUCCAUCUGCAAUCAGCCCUAAUCUAAACCGCAGAAUAACGCGUUACGCACUUCGAAUUCAUCGUCAGUUGAAUAAUAAUAUUAGUGACUACAUAGGUCACAUGGAGAGCAGUUCUUCAUCUUCGUCAGAUGAAGACAGUGAGAGCGACAGCGCAGAUGAAAACUAAAUUUGUAAUGAUGAUGAACAUCAUAAUAAAAUAGCCCACGUUUAAGUUUAUUUUGUCGAAUCAGUAAUUUAAACAAAGAAUAUUAUAUAAAGACAUGACAUAUGAUUAUGACUGUGGACUGUACUUCGAAAUAUAAAUAAAUAAUACUUUAAACGAUAUUGUGGAAUAUGUUACUCCAUUUGCAGAUCGAAACAAAUGACGGUCAUUUUAAGUAAUGUAAUAACAGUAAGGAAAAACAAGAUGUAAUAAACUAUAAUUGUAAUAAUCAA
Messenger RNA from Malaya genurostris, 1047 nucleotides. RefSeq lists its product as uncharacterized. Gene Ontology annotation, molecular function: zinc ion binding. The transcript is spliced from 2 exons. NCBI's taxonomy places the organism in Eukaryota, Metazoa, Arthropoda, Insecta, Diptera, Culicidae. Gene Ontology annotation, cellular component: nucleus. The record is from RefSeq and is a predicted model, not a curated record. Bases 164 to 778 code for a protein of 204 amino acids.